Manihot esculenta (cassava) is the source of this 1793-nucleotide messenger RNA. RefSeq names its product thiamine-repressible mitochondrial transport protein THI74. The transcript has 4 exons. Gene Ontology annotation, biological process: regulation of peptide transport. Lineage: Eukaryota; Viridiplantae; Streptophyta; Magnoliopsida; Malpighiales; Euphorbiaceae. The record is from RefSeq and is a predicted model, not a curated record. Gene Ontology annotation, cellular component: membrane. The coding region runs from base 191 to 1483 and encodes 430 amino acids.
ACAUAUUAUGAUCGGCCGACGUUGUCCUGUCGUAGAGAGAGCUCUGUUACUGUUUCUUCCUCUCUCUCUCUCCCUCCUCACAAACAACGACCUCUUAAUUCUGAAGUUGAUUUUUCGGGCAGUUGUAUGGAUACCUGAAGCUUGCUUGGAAAAUUUGAGGCGUGUUUGAUUCAAUAUUGAGUUCUGAAUAAUGAAACCUAAGGUUUGGAGAUGGAUUUUAGGUUUGAUAUACAUAGUUGCUGUUGCAACUAUCUGGAUAGCUGCUAGUUUUGUGGUUCAAUCUGUUGUAGAUUCUGGGGUUUCACCAUUUCUCAUUACAUACAUUUGCAAUUCAUUAUUUGUGAUUUACAUUCCCUUAGUUGAAAUUGGGCGCUAUUUGGAGGAUUCAUAUGAAAGCUUGUUUUUCUGGAGGAAUAAAAAAGAUAGCCCUAUACAAGAAUUGGCAGAAUCAGAGCAGGUCAUUCUUCUAGGAGACAGUGAUAUAGAUGCAAAAGUUGGAGAUUUGAAUCCAUCAGUUCCCUUGACAGAAGGAAAACAUAAUCCUCGUGGAGAUGAUGUUGAUUUACCUGCAGAAUUUACCCCAUAUUCGAUUGGAAGGAUCGUACCUUUUGAAGAGGAUAAUAAAGGAGUUGAUGCCAAAGGACGAUGGACACGCGCUAGAGUGGCAAAGGUCAGCUUGCUAAUCUGCCCAUUUUGGUUUUUGGCACAGCUGACUUUCAAUCUGUCAUUGAAGUAUACUACUGUAACGUCAAAUACCAUUUUGAGCACUGCUUCCAGCCUUUUUACUUUUUUGGUCUCUUUAGCAUUCUUGGGUGAAAAGUUCACUUGGGUGAAGCUUGUUAGUGUUCUCCUCUGCAUGGCUGGAACUAUAAUUGUCAGUUUGGGAGACUCGAAAAGUGGUUUAAGUGCAAUUGCUUCAAACCCUCUUCUUGGAGACUUUCUAGCGCUCAUCUCAGCCGGGUUAUAUGCCGUGUACAUUACACUUAUUCGCCUAAAAUUGCCUGAUGAUGAUGGAAAAAGUGGUCAGGCUAGUAUGGCACAGUUCCUUGGAUUCCUAGGGCUUUUCAACCUCUUCAUUUUCCUACCUGUUGCCCUUAUACUGGGUUUCACCAUGUUGGAGCCGUUUGAUAUGCUUACCUGGAAGCAAUUUGGUCUGAUUAUUGGCAAAGGUUUGUUAGAUAAUGUUUUGAGUGACUAUCUAUGGGCAAAGGCCGUUCUUUUGACAACCACCACUGUUGCAACAGCUGGUCUUACAAUUCAGGUCCCAUUAGCAGCCAUUGUGGAUUCGCUAACAGGCAACGCCCCUCGCCUCAUGGACUACCUUGGAGCCAUAGCAGUGAUGAUUGGGUUUGCUGGAAUUAACAUCCCUUCUGAUGCUUGUAGCAAAUCAAUAGAAGCAAGUGUUGAAUCAGAAAACCAAACUUCUAAUUCAACUCAUCAAGAUCAGCUGUCACCCCUGCAAGAAGCAGUUGCGAUUUCAUAGCAAAACAUCAGUAUCUUUCGCAGUGAUAUACAAGUGCAGGUAGUGCAAUUCUUUGUUACUGGAAUUUUUGAAAAAUACAACAUGGAGCUGUCAUUCUUUAGUUUAGCAAUUGAACAGUGAGUCGAAAAGUAUUAGAAUUUAAGAAUACUAACUGGGUAUAUAUUAAUACUUGUGUUUAAAUUGAGCAUGGUUAGAAUUUGUAUACACAUUCAACAGGUUAUAAUGCAUAAUUUGCCUGGAGAAGCAUUUGUCAAAUUGUAGAGGACGUUUGCUCCGUUUUAUUGGAUUGCCGCAUCUUGUUUGCCUUGUA